AGGAGGCCCAGUCUCCUGUCUUGUCUCCCAGGCACCGCAUCUCUCGCUCCUUCCUUAGGUCCCACCUCCAGCAAAGAGUCCAGCAAGACAACAUGCCUCCCAAGAAGCCAGAGCCUAAGAAGGAGGCAGCUAAGGCCCCAGCCUCAGCCCCAGCCCCUGCCCCAGCCCCAGCCUCAGCCCCUGAGCCACCAAAGGAACCUGCUUUUGACCCCAAGAGUGUAAAGAUAGACUUCUCUGCUGACCAGAUUGAAGAGUUCAAAGAGGCCUUCUCAUUGUUUGACCGGACCCCGGCUGGAGAGAUGAAGAUCACCUAUGGGCAGUGCGGCGACGUACUACGGGCCCUGGGCCAGAACCCCACCAACGCGGAGGUGUUGCGUGUCCUGGGCAAGCCCAAGCCUGAAGAGAUGAACACCAAGAUGCUGGACUUCGAGACGUUCCUGCCCAUCCUGCAACACAUUUCCCGCAACAAGGAGCAGGGCACCUAUGAGGACUUCGUGGAGGGGCUGCGCGUUUUUGACAAGGAGAGCAAUGGCACGGUCAUGGGCGCUGAGCUUCGGCAUGUCCUGGCUACCCUGGGAGAGAAGCUGACUGAGGCCGAAGUGGAGCAGCUGUUAGCUGGGCAAGAGGAUGCCAAUGGCUGCAUCAAUUACGAAGCCUUUGUCAAGCAUAUCAUGUCUGGGUGAAACAGACUCCUCCAGGGUGUCUGGCCCUUGGCUUUCGCUAUCCUAGGGUGAAUUAGCGAGAGGCCCAGAAUAACUGAACUGGAGCUGGAGUCCUGGACCUGUGACUGCACCACAGCCCCAAGGACCUCAUGUCCCACAGCCUUUCCUGUAAAUAAACAGCCAAGA
Loxodonta africana (African savanna elephant) is the source of this 848-nucleotide messenger RNA. It is a transcript of the gene MYL4, whose product is annotated as myosin light chain 4. The record is from RefSeq and is a predicted model, not a curated record. The transcript has 7 exons. Lineage: Eukaryota; Metazoa; Chordata; Mammalia; Proboscidea; Elephantidae. Gene Ontology annotation, biological process: cardiac muscle contraction. Gene Ontology annotation, cellular component: A band; myosin II complex. The coding region runs from base 93 to 683 and encodes 196 amino acids. Gene Ontology annotation, molecular function: calcium ion binding; actin monomer binding.